GGCCGCGCCGCCGCUGGUGGGAGUUGUAGUCCGGCCGUGGUUGGGGGGGCCCGCGGCUCAUGCGCGGUGCACCGAGGCUUGUUUCACAUCUGUAACAACAGGAGGAGGCCCAGCCUCGUGAUGAGGAAUAGCAAGGAGAGAAUUCAGCUCCAGUUCAAAAGCCUACAAAAUCUGAGACUGUCACUGCUCUUGUAAGUUUCCUCUCUGAGCUACCAUAUCCUAUCGGCUGAAAUUUCCAGCAUCCCUGGGGGAGAGGAGGCCAUCAGGGCAGACCUGCUAUGGACCUGAAAGAUUCGGCCCCAGGAUUCCAGCUUUCCCUCCUGGCCAGAAAUGUUCAGCCUGGACUCAUUCAGAAAAGAUCGGGCCCAGCACAGGCAGCGUCAGUGCAAACUUCCCCCACCCCGCCUUCCACCCAUGUGUGUCAACCCUGCCCCUGGAGGGACCAUCUCUCGAGGCUGAACGUUAACAUUUCCAACAUGGCAGCUUCUAGGGACCUAUUAAAAGAGUUCCCACAGCCCAAAAACCUUCUCAACAGUGUAAUUGGAAGAGCCCUCGGCAUCUCACAUGCAAAAGACAAAUUGGUCUACGUGCACACGAAUGGACCGAAGAAAAAGAAAGUCACCCUCCACAUAAAGUGGCCCAAGAGCGUGGAGGUAGAAGGCUAUGGCAGCAAGAAGAUCGACGCUGAGCGACAGGCUGCGGCCGCGGCCUGCCAGCUGUUCAAGGGCUGGGGCCUGCUGGGUCCCCGAAACGAGCUGUUUGAUGCAGCCAAAUAUCGUGUGCUAGCCGAUCGCUUUGGCUCUCCGGCUGACAGCUGGUGGCGCCCAGAACCCACCAUGCCACCUACUUCCUGGCGGCAGCUGAAUCCCGAGAGCAUCCGGCCAGGGGGACCUGGGGGCCUGUCCCGCUCCUUGGGCCGGGAGGAAGAGGAGGAUGAGGAGGAAGAGCUAGAAGAGGGGACCAUUGAUGUCACCGACUUCCUGUCCAUGGCCCAGCAGGACUCCCACACCCCACUCAGGGACUCGAGGGGGGGUUCCUUUGAAAUGACAGACGACGACAGUGCUAUUAGGGCUCUGACCCAGUUUCCACUUCCCAAGAACCUUCUGGCCAAAGUGAUUCAGAUAGCAACAUCGUCCUCCACAGCUAAGAACCUCAUGCAGUUUCAUACCGUGGGCACCAAGACCAAGCUGUCUACCCUCACUCUGCUUUGGCCCUGUCCUAUGACCUUUGUCGCCAAAGGGCGCCGCAAAGCGGAGGCUGAGAAUAAGGCAGCAGCCCUGGCCUGCAAGAAACUGAAGAGCCUGGGCCUGGUGGACCGCAACAACGAGCCGCUCACCCACGCCAUGUAUAACCUGGCCUCCUUGCGUGAGCUGGGUGAGACCCAGCGCCGGCCGUGUACCAUCCAGGUGCCUGAGCCCAUCCUCCGCAAGAUAGAAACCUUCCUGAACCAUUACCCUGUGGAUAGUUCAUGGAUCACCCCAGAACUCCGGCUGCAGAGUGAUGACGUCUUGCCCUUGGGCAAGGACUCGGGGCCCCUGAGUGACCCUAUCACAGGCAAGCCCUACGUGCCCCUGUCAGAAGCAGAGGAGGUCCGUCUGAGCCAGAACUUGCUGGAGCUGUGGCGGCGGCGAGGGCCAGUCUGGCAGGAGGCCCCCCAGCUCCCUGUGGACCCGCAUCGGGACACAAUCCUCAAUGCCAUUGAGCAGCACCCGGUGGUGGUCAUCUCUGGGGACACGGGCUGUGGAAAGACCACACGCAUCCCCCAGCUGCUGCUAGAGCGCUAUGUGACCGAGGGCCGUGGUGCCCGCUGCAAUGUGAUCAUCACCCAGCCGCGCCGCAUCUCCGCUGUGUCGGUGGCACAGCGGGUCAGCCACGAACUGGGCCCCUCUCUGCGCCGGAACGUGGGCUUCCAGGUGCGGUUGGAAAGCAAGCCCCCGGCCCGAGGCGGGGCCUUGCUCUUCUGCACCGUGGGCAUCCUGCUGCGGAAGCUGCAGAGCAACCCCAGCCUGGAAGGCGUGAGCCAUGUCAUCGUGGACGAGGUCCAUGAGCGGGACGUGAAUACAGACUUCCUGCUUAUUUUGCUCAAGGGCCUGCAGCGGCUCAACCCGGCCCUGCGGCUGGUGCUCAUGAGCGCCACGGGCGAUAACGAGCGCUUCUCCCGCUACUUUGGUGGCUGCCCUGUCAUCAAGGUGCCAGGCUUCAUGUACCCCGUCAAGGAGCACUACCUGGAGGACAUUCUGGCCAAGCUGGGCAAGCACCAGUACCCGCACCGGCACCGGCACCAUGAGUCUGAGGAUGAAUGUGCACUUGACUUGGACCUCGUGACGGACCUGGUUCUGCACAUUGAUGCCCGAGGGGAACCAGGUGGGAUCCUCUGCUUCCUGCCUGGGUGGCAGGAGAUCAAAGGAGUGCAGCAACGCCUCCAGGAGGCCCUGGGCAUGCACGAGAGCAAGUACCUGAUCCUGCCAGUGCACUCCAACAUCCCCAUGAUGGACCAGAAGGCCAUAUUUCAGCAGCCGCCAGUUGGGGUGCGCAAGAUCGUCUUGGCCACCAAUAUCGCGGAGACCUCAAUUACAGUCAAUGACAUUGUGCACGUGGUGGACAGCGGUCUGCACAAGGAGGAACGCUAUGACCUGAAGACCAAGGUGUCCUGCCUGGAGACUGUGUGGGUGUCACGAGCCAAUGUGAUCCAGCGCCGGGGCCGGGCAGGCCGCUGCCAGUCAGGCUUUGCCUACCACCUAUUCCCACGGAGCCGGCUGGAGAAAAUGGUCCCUUUCCAAGUGCCGGAGAUUCUGCGCACGCCCCUUGAGAACCUGGUGCUACAAGCCAAAAUCCACAUGCCCGAGAAGACGGCAGUGGAAUUCCUUUCCAAGGCUGUGGACAGUCCGAACAUUAAGGCAGUGGAUGAGGCCGUGAUCUUGCUCCAGGAGAUCGGAGUGCUGGACCAGCGGGAGUACCUGACCACCCUGGGGCAGCGCCUGGCCCAUAUCUCCACCGACCCCCGGCUGGCCAAGGCCAUAGUGCUGGCUGCCAUCUUCCGCUGCCUGCACCCGCUGCUGGUGGUCGUUUCCUGCCUCACCCGGGACCCCUUCAGCAGUAGCCUGCAGAACCGGGCGGAGGUGGACAAGGUGAAGGCGCUGUUGAGCCACGACAGUGGCAGCGACCACCUGGCCUUCGUGCGGGCCGUGGCCGGCUGGGAGGAGGUGCUGCGCUGGCAGGACCGCAGCUCCCGGGAGAACUACCUGGAGGAGAACCUGCUGUACGCACCCAGCCUGCGCUUCAUCCACGGACUCAUCAAGCAGUUCUCAGAGAACAUUUAUGAGGCUUUCCUGGUGGGAAAGCCCUCGGACUGCACCCUGGCUUCUGCCCAGUGCAACGAGUACAGUGAGGAGGAGGAGCUGGUGAAGGGCGUACUGAUGGCCGGCCUCUACCCCAACCUCAUCCAGGUGAGGCAGGGCAAGGUGACCCGGCAGGGCAAGUUCAAGCCCAACAGCGUCACAUACAGGACCAAAUCAGGCAACAUCUUGCUGCAUAAGUCGACCAUCAACAGGGAGGCCACGCGGCUCCGGAGCCGAUGGCUGACGUACUUCAUGGCCGUCAAGUCCAAUGGCAGCGUCUUCGUCCGGGACUCCUCCCAGGUGCACCCGCUGGCCGUGCUGCUGCUGACAGACGGGGACGUCCACAUACGUGAUGAUGGGCGCCGGGCCACCAUCUCCCUGAGUGACAGUGACCUGCUGAGGCUGGAGGGGGAUUCCCGCACCGUGCGGCUGCUGAGGGAGCUGCGCCGGGCCCUGGGCCGCAUGGUGGAGCGGAGCCUGCGCAGUGAGCUGGCCGCACUCCCGCCUGGCGUGCAGCAGGAGCACGGGCAGCUGCUCGCCCUGCUGGCGGAGCUGUUGCGUGGGCCCUGUGGCAGCUUUGACGUGCGCAAGACAGCCGAUGACUGAGCCCCGUGUCUGGUGGGGCUGUGUACAGAGUGCAAAUGUUUAUUUAAAAUAAAGUUCUAUUUAUCCCUUGUGAGCAUUGCUCUCCGCUGGGGGCUCCUCUCUCAGGGCCCCAGCAUCCCCCGCUUCCCAAACUCCCGCUUAUUGCGAGCCUGAGGUCAUGGGAGGGAGGGGCUUAGCUGGUGUGGGGCCUGCGUCCCGGGGGCCUGCCUUGUCCUACAGCUGCUUCCGCGCCCACGUGGCAGGCAGCCUGUUUGCACCAUCCCUGCCUUUGCUGGUUGGGACAGCAGGUGUUGAGCAUGCACUCACUCACGUCUCCCUCUCCGGGCCAGUGGUACGUGCACAGCGCGUGUCCUCGUGGAAUCUGGCUGCCACCUCCCAGCCCCAAGCAGAAUUGGGAGAGAAGUUCCUCAGGCAGCUAAGGGCACCUGAACCUUAACCCUCAAGGGGCCUUGGGUUGUGUGGCAGCCCUGCCACAAGCUGGGACUUCCCCUUGGUUGCAUCCACAAAUUCACAGAUGAGAGGCUACGGUCGUCAAGACUGCACGGUGCACACAUCAGUCUCCCGAUACAAGGCGACGGGCUAGCGGAGACCAACGAGGACACACAGAAGAUACGGGGCCUGCGUGGUGGGACAUCACGAGCUUUAUUUACUCUUGAAAUCGGUACAACGGAAUCACAGAUUGACACAGGCAAUAGCUGAGCCAUAAGCAAACCGGAAGUACAGAAAUGUCACACCCCCAAACGGCUGCAGGUAGUAACAGCUCACAGGGGCCUCUGGUCCCCAGCUGUCAGGGCAGCCUUCUCCGCUUCUCUGGCUUGGGGGACACUUCAAGGGAGCUGGGACAAGACCACCCCUCAGAAAAACGACCACUCCAGCCCACCUAGAGAGCGCUCUACUAGGGUCACCUCUCCUACUCCUACCUGUGGACCCAGAGCCAGUUGUCAACCUCAGCAUCCGUGUGGGCCUGGAACUAACACAAAGGGCACAGGUACCUUCGGGCCCUGCACUACUACUUCAUUCUGCCGCUUCCUCCUGCUGACAAAACACGGGUGCCCCAAUGUCCUUGGCACAAAGCAUUCUUGUCUUUGGCUCGGGGAACACUUUCUCCACAGGCCCCCCCACGGUAUGUGCUUGGGGAGCUGGGGAUGUGGCGUCAAACCUCCCCAAGGAAAAUGCUACCUCAGAAGUGGGAGAACCUGCUGGCCCAGAUGCCCUCCCUCUACACGGAGAUCAAAUCUGAACCUAAGUCAAAAGCCCCUACCUUCUCAGCUCCAAGGGUCACCGGGAGCAGCGGCGGGGAAGACGAGGGGCCGAGUCUGUGGCCACCUCCUCGGGGCAAGUCUGCACUGCAGAAAAUGCUCUUCCGGAGGAGAAGCCCUGGGAGACUCCCCGGCCAUUUCACUACAAACUGUUACAUUUUAAUCCUUUAUUAGAAACCAUGCAAACUUUAAUACAAAAAAAAAAAAAAAAAA
This is a messenger RNA of Lynx canadensis (Canada lynx), 5416 nucleotides long. RefSeq names its product DExH-box helicase 30 (gene DHX30). The coding region runs from base 279 to 3944 and encodes 1221 amino acids. Lineage: Eukaryota; Metazoa; Chordata; Mammalia; Carnivora; Felidae. Gene Ontology annotation, molecular function: ATP binding; DNA helicase activity; G-quadruplex RNA binding. The record is from RefSeq and is a predicted model, not a curated record. The transcript is spliced from 24 exons. Gene Ontology annotation, cellular component: cytoplasm; intracellular anatomical structure; nucleus.